Messenger RNA from Leopardus geoffroyi (Geoffroy's cat), 529 nucleotides. RefSeq names its product resistin like beta (gene RETNLB). Gene Ontology annotation, cellular component: extracellular region. The record is from RefSeq and is a predicted model, not a curated record. Gene Ontology annotation, molecular function: hormone activity. Bases 197 to 529 code for a protein of 110 amino acids. The transcript is spliced from 3 exons. Lineage: Eukaryota; Metazoa; Chordata; Mammalia; Carnivora; Felidae.
UUGCUCUGCAGCCACCCUCCCUCAUUCUUCAAACAGCUUGGAGAGAUCCAGAGUCUUCCAUACUGUCACUGAUUUUCUCCUAUCUGUUCUCUCUUGAGACUGUUCACAUGUUCCCUUCCUUCUCGACCAUACUGGAGCUCAGAGAUCUCAGCUUUCUAUCUUUCCUCCCAGCCCCAGGACAUUGCUGUUCUACAGGAUGAAGCUUACGUCUCACUUCCUUCUCAUUCUCAUCCUCCUUCUCCAGCUGAUGAUCCCAAGGUAUGCUCAGUGUUCCUUGGACUCCAUCGUGGACACAAAGAUAAAGGAAGCUCUCACUGGCUUAGAAAUAAAUCCUGCCCCAGCAAAGAAGAUUUCAUGUACCAGUAUCUUUAACUCAGGCAGACUGUCUUCCUGCCCUGCAGGAAUGGUUGUCACCAGCUGUGCUUGUGGCUAUGGCUGUGGUUCCUGGGAUAUCCAGGGAGAAACCACAUGCCACUGCCAGUGCAGCACUAUAGACUGGACCACUUCCCGCUGCUGCCACCUGACCUGA